This is a messenger RNA of Tupaia belangeri chinensis (Chinese tree shrew), 895 nucleotides long. RefSeq names its product COMM domain containing 4 (gene COMMD4). The record is from RefSeq and is a predicted model, not a curated record. NCBI's taxonomy places the organism in Eukaryota, Metazoa, Chordata, Mammalia, Scandentia, Tupaiidae. The transcript has 8 exons. Bases 89 to 688 code for a protein of 199 amino acids.
UUGCUGGGAGCCCGAGUCACGUGAUCGCCAGAACAGCUGACCCGACUCGACCGGAAGAAGCAACGCCCGGCCGGGGCCUCCAGGCGCGAUGAGGUUCCGGUUCUGCGGUGACCUGGACUGUCCCGACUGGGUCCUAGCGGAGAUCAGCACACUGGCCAGGAUCUCCUCCGUGAAGCUGCGCCUGCUGUGCGGCCAGGUGCUGAGGGAGCUGCUGGGACAGGGGGCUGACUACGAGAAGAUCCUGAAGCUCACGGCUGAUGCCAAGUUUGAGUCGGGCGACGUGAAGGCCACGGUGGCAGUGCUGAGCUUCAUCCUCUCGAGCGCGGCCAAGCACAGCGUGGACGGCGAGUCCCUGUCCAGUGAGCUGCAGCAGCUGGGGCUGCCCAAAGAGCACGCGGCCAGCCUGUGCCGCUGUUACGAGGAGAAGCAAGGCCCCCUGCAGGAGCACCUGCGGGCCUGCAGCCUGCGUGUGAACCAGCUGUCCAGCGUGGGCUGGCGGGUGGACUACACCCUGAGCUCCAGCCUGCUGCGGGCCGUGGAGGAGCCUGUGGUGCACCUGCGGCUAGAGGUGGCCCCGGCCCCGGGGGCCGCAGCCCAACCCAUCGCCAUGUCCCUCUCGGCAGACAGGUUCCAGCUCCUCCUGGCAGAACUGAAGCAGGCUCAGGCCCUACUGAGCUCCCUGGGCUGAAGAUGAGGGUGUCCAGCUGUGCAGAGUCGCCCUGCCAGUGAGAGCCGCUGCCCUCUGACCAUGCUCCAGGGGCCGUCCAGUUCUAGGGUGCUGGGCCCUGGUCUUCCUGGCUUCCCCUAGCCAAUUCAGCCUGGGGCUGCUGAGGCCUCUCCCCACAUUGCCUUCCCACCCGCCUCCGGGAACAGGAAUAAACAGAAGUGUGCAGGA